Messenger RNA from Lolium rigidum, 3132 nucleotides. RefSeq names its product ubiquitin carboxyl-terminal hydrolase 19-like. NCBI's taxonomy places the organism in Eukaryota, Viridiplantae, Streptophyta, Magnoliopsida, Poales, Poaceae. Gene Ontology annotation, cellular component: cytosol; nucleus. The transcript is spliced from 11 exons. The coding region runs from base 1 to 3039 and encodes 1012 amino acids. The record is from RefSeq and is a predicted model, not a curated record. Gene Ontology annotation, biological process: protein deubiquitination. Gene Ontology annotation, molecular function: cysteine-type deubiquitinase activity; cysteine-type endopeptidase activity.
AUGGCGGUCGCGGAGGCGGCUGCGGGGUGGUCGUCGUCGGCCGCGGGGGCGCUGGUCAUGCUCGUCCUCGUCGUCGUGCCCGUGCUCGCGCUGCUGGCGCGCCGGGCCCUGCGCCGCGCCGCGGCGCGCAGGGAGGAGGUGCGGCGCCUCGCGCGGCUCGCCGCCGAGGAGUCCGAGCUGGCCGAGCGCGAGUCCGUGCGCGCCUUCUACUCUGAGCUCUUCCCCGGCGUCGUGCACGCCGCCGAGGUGCCCCUGGCGCCCGUGUGGGCGCCGCAGCCCGUCGCUCCGCCCCCGCCGACGCGGCAGCAGGAGGAGGAGGAGGAGGUCGUACACGCGCCGGUGCCAGCGUCGGCGACGGCAGCGGGGGUCUGCGCGGUGUGCUUCAGGCCGACCACGUUCCGGUGCAAGCAGUGCAAGGCCGUCAAGUACUGUUCCUUCAAAUGCCAGAUAGCCCACUGGAGACAAGGUCACAAAGAUGAAUGCCAUCCACCAAGUGCUAACGCUAGGCCAGAUGAUGGAGCUGCAAUUUCUGUUGCAACAGAAGGAAUCGUUCAACAAAAGGGAGCAUCUGAAGAGAAUAUGGUGGCUGGUGUACAGCCGGUGUCUGAAAUCAGCGUACCUGUUGCUGUUGGGUCUGAAAGUUCUGGCACCAACCAUAUUGUGACGAGCUUAAAUGGUAAAAGGAAAGAUACACCUUUCGAAGAGGUAUCUGCUACCGCAGAGGUUCUGGAAAAUGGCAAUUCUGACAGUGUCGUUAAACUUUCUCAAAGUACCCCCGAAGUAGCAUCCUUUGACAGCAAACGGACAGAAUCAAACAUCAAACCUACAAACUUUGUUGAAAAUGGCUCCUACACGAAGAACUUGGAUGAGAUAUCAGUUCAUAAAUCUCAAGCUUCUGCACCGAAGAUGAGUGGCUUUAGCAGUUUCGUCCAUGAAGAUCUGUCAGUUCAUUCCAAGGAACAUGGUAGCACUCAGGAUGGUGAUGACAGCAAGGAUUGCUCUCGGGUCAAUCAUACUACAAAACCAGCAGAUAAGAGCAAUUCCCAAGCCGCUGUAACUGUUGUGCCAGCACCCAAAAGUUAUAGGACUUCUCUCCGUGUUGAAGUUGAACAGUGCAAAACAAAAGCUACUGGUACAACUACAAACAACGCUGAAAGCUCAAAAUUUGUGCCAUCUGUCUUGGCUGCUGAUAAAGUUACUUCCAUUCAAGGUGGCCGUUCUGUAACAUUUAACCCAUCAAAAAGGGCUGAUAAUCCAUCAGAUAGAGCAGGAUCAACAUCCAAUAGCCUUGCAACAUCUCUGAAGAAGAUUGUCAGGCAACAAACAGCACCAAAAGUUGUGAGGCAUUAUCCAUCAGAAUUGACACUUUUUCCAUAUGAUCUAUUCAUCAAGCUCUACGAAAAGGUUGAAUUGCACCCUUUUGGUCUUCAUAACCUUGGCAAUAGUUGCUACGCAAAUGCUGUUCUUCAGUGCUUGAUGUUUACUCGACCACUUACAUCAUAUCUUCUGGGAGGGCUUCAUUCAAAAAAUUGUUCCAAAAGAGAAUGGUGUUUUAUGUGUGAAUUUGAAAAACUUAUCGUGGAGGGCAAGCAGGGCAAGACCGCCUUGUCACCAACUGGGAUAUUAUCCCAUUUGCACGAGAUUGGAAGUAGCUUUGGCCCUGGUAAACAAGAAGAUGCUCACGAAUUCCUUCGGCACUCCAUUGAUGCUAUGCAAUCUGUAUGCAUGAAGGAAGCCAGAUCAGGUGGUGCUCAUCGUUUAGCUGAAGAGACCACACUAGUACAAUUAAUAUUUGGGGGUUAUCUGCGAUCUAAGAUAAAAUGCACAAGGUGCCAUGUUAGUUCUGAGCAAUAUGAGCGCAUGUUGGAUCUUACUGUUGAAAUAGAUGGAGACAUCAGUUCUCUUGAAGAAGCACUUCAGCGGUUUACAUCUACGGAGGUUAUGGAUGGAGAUAAUAGAUACCAAUGCAGCAGAUGCAAAUCCUAUGAGCGCGCAAAGAAGAAGUUGACAAUAUCAGAAGCUCCAAAUGUCCUGACCAUUGCAUUGAAAAGAUAUCAGUCUGGCAAGUUUGGGAAGAUAAGCAAAGCCAUCAGAUUCCCAGAAACCCUGAACUUAUCUUCUUACAUGAGCACACGGGAUGACAUUUCUCCUGUUUACAGCCUAUAUGGAGUGGUUGUCCAUCAUGAUGUUAUGAAUGCUGCCUUUUCUGGUCAUUAUGUUUGUUAUGUCAAGGACACUCAUGGGAAGUGGUACAAGACAGAUGACAGUCAGGUCAAACCUGUAUCUCUGGAAAAUGUCAUGUCGAAGUGUGCUUACAUGCUGCUCUAUGCAAGGUGUUCACCAAGGGCGCCAAGCUCUGUGCGACAAGCAAUGGUAGUUCAAGACCCAGCAUAUGCGAAGAAGGCCAAGCAUAAGCCAAACCUAGGACCUGCACCAUCGCAACGAGGAUCCUUGAACAGACACCCAAAUGGUCAGUUGCAUACAGAUCACAUGACAGAUAGCUUCACCCGUGGAUUUGACGAAUCUGGAGAGCCACCAUAUCCACCAGCGGAAUCUCCGAGUCCAAGUGAGAGUUCAUCGCUGUUCAGCAACUCGGAUGCGGGGUCACACAGCACCAUAAGCACCGAUAGCAGCGAAAGCACAAGAAAUUCGACCAGCACUGAUGAGUACGAACAGUACUUGUUUGGGACCUCAGAUCAAAUGUACCCGGGUGGCUCUACGGCAGCACAUGAGGAAAUGGACUAUCCAACCUAUUCCCGGUCGAGAUCUACCUUGGGCACCAGCUCAUCAGGCCGGGACGUGAGUAGUGCUGAUGGGUUUGCUGAGCAAAGGUUUGAGGGUACCAGAGGAGGGGGUUGGUUUGAUGGUGGUGGCAGCUCAUCCUUCUCGUACACUGACCGAAGUAAUCAACAUUCGAGUAGUAAGUUAACAGAACAAUAUAGGCAGUUAGGUGGUAGCGAGCAUGACCCUGGAGAAGCCAGGGGCAGUGUCUUGUCGAGAAGAUCGGCUAGGGAAAGGACCGCCCAAACAUUUUAUUGAUAUCGAGGGGUUUGGGUUGUAGAGAAACAACAAUGUAGCUCCUGUUAUUAUCUCGUUGCAAUGGAAAUAUGAAAAAAUGCCAGUUUGUAGAGA